AUGGACGUUUUGGUAACUCCACCUUCUUCCGACUACGGCGAAUGGAAGGCGCAAAUCAUCGAGUUCAACGGCUUGGGUGCGCAUCGGAACACUGGCAGUGAUCUCUUCCACUGGGUCACCGACCACGACAUCUUGUGUGGAAAACCUCCCGGAGUCACCGUCAGAUCUGCGGACGACUGGGAAGAGGGUACAAUGGAAAAUAUUGUUAAUCGGGAGAAGAAAGUCAGAGGCGACACAGAGCAUGAAGAUACUGAGAGCAAUCAACCACCUCCUGAAGCCCUACCCGAGGCGACAGAGCCAGACUGGCUCGUCCUCGAGUAUAAGCUUCCAAGCAUCUGGUACUCUUGUUGGUGGAGGAUGCUGACCAGGUUCGGAGGAGUGAUUGGCCGUCAGCGCAUCAUCGCAUCCGGUCGCACAGAGGUGGCGAGCGAUCUCAUCAUGCGCGACACCUUUGCGGUAGAGCAGCGCUCGGAGCCGAUGGUUCUCAAGUUCAAGAGCCUUGGCAGCCCGUUGAAGUUCGAUGCUGGCCUGAAUCCCCUCGCGCUCGAAACGGGCGACCUUCUCUUGUAG
Molecule: messenger RNA, 570 nt
Organism: Emericellopsis cladophorae
Lineage: Eukaryota; Fungi; Ascomycota; Sordariomycetes; Hypocreales; Bionectriaceae
Exons: 2
Coding region: 1-570 (189 amino acids)
Source: RefSeq, a predicted model, not a curated record